CGCGUUUAUGAUGUCUAUUUCGGCCCCACACCGUACGGGGGCAUAAACGUACAGCAUAACCCACAGAUCGGGGUUUGAACUGUUUAUUCUGUGUUUCUGUCGCUCCAGAUCUUACGGGAAGUCAUCCACUCUUUGCACGUUUGCCAUUCGCCGCCAACCCAAACGCAACGGCGCCUGCCAAAAGCGGCUAGCGCGGGCUCACGUCAUUGGCUGACCGCGGCGCUAUCUCGCACACACCCCCCUUCUCGUCCCACCGACGCCCAAGUCCUCCUCCUCCUGCCUGCCGCCGGUCUGUGGCACUCCCGCAUACAUCCCGCAACCACCGCCCCUCCACCAGGAGCGACACACGACGAUGAAGUUCAUCGACAUCCCCGCCCUCUCCGCCCUCGCCCGCGCUCUCACCCACGACGGGCCCGACUGCAGCGUCCACACCCGGCUCGAAGCCUACAGCUGCAAACCCACCAACCGCGAUAAGAAGCUCUUCAAGUCGCUCGAACACGCCUACGCCGACGACCACGCCCACUCCUCCUCAUCACCCCCCUCCGGGUUCUUCGACGUCUCUGAAGAAGAAGACACGCCCUUCGGGCCCCUCUCCCGCCAGUCCGCGCGCAAGACGCUCUACCUCCUCAUCGCCACCCUCAACGCCGCCUUCCCCGACCACGAGUUCUCGGACGUCAAGCCCGCCCAGUUCUCGCGCGAGCAAGCCGGUGCCGCCGCCGUGUUGCACGCCCUCUCCGCCUCGCUCGCCGCGCCCCUCUCCGCCCCGUCGUCCUCCUACCCAGGCACCUCCGCCUCGCCCGACCUGCCCCCGCCGCCGUCGCUCCUCUCCUCUUACCCCUCGCCCUUGUCCUAUUCCCUCCCCACGCGAUCAUCAGGAGCAGGAGCAGGCGCAGGCUCCCUCCUCUCUCCGCCGAUCAGCAGCAGCACGCACCCGGCCCUCUUCCGCGCGCUCGACGACGCGAUCGGCCUCGCCGACUGCGACGUGUACGCCUACGCGCCCGACCUGGACUCGGACCCGCUCGCGAACGACGACGAGGGGGAGAACGACGACUGGGACGCGGCGAGCGUCGGCGACGAGGACGGGACCGAGUCGGACGAGGAAGACGCGACGUUCGCGUUCGAGCUCGAGUUCGACCACGACGCGCCCCGGUCCGACGGCGAGGAGGACGGGGACCUGCCGGACGGCGCCCAGUUCAAGAGCCCGCGCCGCCGGCAGAAGAAGCGCUUCGUGGUGCCGCCCGUGCCGUCGUACGCGUCGGGUUACUCGUCUUCGCCUCCGUCGAGCGCGACGCCGACCAGCAAGGGACGCGCGAUCCCCGCCGGACGUCGGGUGGGCAUACGGAUGAAGCGGCGCGGCGGCUUGCUAUGGUCCUCGCACUGGUUCUUCGUCAACCGGAAGCUGAAGCGGAUCUUGUUCGUGUCCGUCUGGGCGCGCAGCCGCGGGAUGAGCCGGCGGUGGUCCGACUCGGACGAGAGCGAGCUCGGCGCGAGCUGGAGCGAGGAUGUGGGGGAGAGGACUGGGAGGAGCGAGAGGUUUAGGGGAUGGGAAGGCGCUGCGGAUGUGAAUAUGAACAUCGCGAGCGCGUGGUUCGCGCGGGCAUGA
Molecule: messenger RNA, 1603 nt
Organism: Punctularia strigosozonata HHB-11173 SS5
Lineage: Eukaryota; Fungi; Basidiomycota; Agaricomycetes; Corticiales; Punctulariaceae
Product: Maf1-domain-containing protein
Exons: 2
Coding region: 353-1603 (416 amino acids)
Biological process (GO): negative regulation of transcription by RNA polymerase III
Cellular component (GO): nucleus
Molecular function (GO): RNA polymerase III core binding
Source: RefSeq, a predicted model, not a curated record